Amblyraja radiata (thorny skate) is the source of this 1186-nucleotide messenger RNA. RefSeq names its product potassium voltage-gated channel subfamily KQT member 1-like. Gene Ontology annotation, biological process: potassium ion transmembrane transport. Gene Ontology annotation, cellular component: membrane; voltage-gated potassium channel complex. The coding region runs from base 11 to 1186 and encodes 391 amino acids. Gene Ontology annotation, molecular function: voltage-gated potassium channel activity. The record is from RefSeq and is a predicted model, not a curated record. The transcript has 11 exons. NCBI's taxonomy places the organism in Eukaryota, Metazoa, Chordata, Chondrichthyes, Rajiformes, Rajidae.
GCCAGCCGGCAUGAGAUACUGCAGCGAUGAAGCAGCGGACCAGGUGCCCAUGGACUGCCUCCAGGAGCAGGACGCGGCCACGGUGUACAAUGGUGCGGGCAUCCCCUGCAGCGCCGCAAGCCCACCCGUCCACUUCUACCGCCCCAACCUCGCCAGGACCAGCAUGCAGGGAGACGUCUACAACUUCCUCGAGAGACCCAGCGGCUGGAAAUGCUUCUCGUACCACUUCUCCGUAUUCUUGAUGGUGUUGAUUUGUUUAAUCUUCAGUGUGCUAUCUACCAUAGACCAUUAUGCUGAUUUUGCGACAGGAACUCUCUUUUGGAUGGAAAUCGUGCUUGUGUUAUUCUUCGGGGUAGAGUACAUAGUCCGCCUGUGGUCUGCAGGAUGCAGGAGCAAAUACGUCGGUGUUAAAGGAAGGAUCCGGUUUGCCAGGAAACCCAUUUCAAUUAUCGAUCUGAUAGUCGUGGUUGCCUCGAUCAUAGUGCUCAGUGUUGGAUCAAAUGGACAAAUGUUUGCUACGUCUGCUAUCAGGGGUAUCCGCUUUCUUCAGAUCUUACGGAUGCUACAUGUGGAUCGCCAAGGCGGUACCUGGAGGCUUCUGGGAUCGGUUGUGUUCAUUCAUCGCCAGGAACUCAUAACCACACUCUACAUAGGUUUUUUGGGCCUGAUAUUUUCUUCCUAUUUCGUGUAUCUGGCUGAGAAAGAUGCCGUGGAUGAGAAAGGGAUGACUGGCUUUGGAAGCUAUGCCGAUGCAUUAUGGUGGGGAGUGGUAACAGUUACAACAAUUGGAUAUGGUGACAAAGUUCCACAGACAUGGAUUGGCAAGACAAUAGCUUCUUGCUUCUCUGUGUUUGCAAUAUCUUUCUUUGCACUUCCAGCCGGUAUACUGGGAUCUGGAUUUGCUCUUAAAGUUCAACAGAAACAGCGUCAGAAGCACUUCAGUCGACAGAUACCUGCUGCGGCCUCUCUCAUUCAGACCUUAUGGAGAUGUUAUGCUGCAGAGAAGACCCACAACUCCACUGCUACAUGGAAGAUGUAUGUCAUGCCCCCAGGUCACUCUUCCAAAAUUACAGCCACAUCAUCCAGCCCACAUGUGAGAAAACAGACCCCAGAAAUCACCAAACACGUGUGUGAUCGUUACACCAGCCAAAGGAAAUCCAUCAUCAAUGAUGUCGCCUUUCAAUAG